AUGUGGCUCUCAGACACGCAAAAAUUCGGCGUCGGCUUCUGCGCAGGCGGCGUCUUCUUCUUCAUCUUCGGCCUCAUGCUCUUCUUCGACCGCGCCAUGCUCGCCAUGGGCAACAUCCUCUUCGUGAUCGGCAUCGCGCUGACGCUCGGCCCGCAAAAGACACUCUCCUUCUUUGCGCGCAAGGAGAAGUACAAGGGCACUGCGUGCUUCCUGCUCGGCGUGGGGCUCAUCCUUGCGCGCUACCCGCUCGUCGGCUUCAUCAUUGAGCUGUAUGGCAUCCUGUGCCUGUUUGGCGACUUUUUUGGCGUCGUGGUGGGCUUUGUGGGCGCUGUGCCUGUGGUCGGACCGUAUCUGGAGCCGCCGUUGAGGAGGAUUACGGGUGCAACACAGCAGCUGCCUGUGUAG
Molecule: messenger RNA, 405 nt
Organism: Morchella importuna
Lineage: Eukaryota; Fungi; Ascomycota; Pezizomycetes; Pezizales; Morchellaceae
Exons: 5
Coding region: 1-405 (134 amino acids)
Biological process (GO): retrograde transport, endosome to Golgi; endoplasmic reticulum to Golgi vesicle-mediated transport
Cellular component (GO): endoplasmic reticulum; Golgi membrane; COPII-coated ER to Golgi transport vesicle
Source: RefSeq, a predicted model, not a curated record